This is a messenger RNA of Chrysochloris asiatica (Cape golden mole), 3708 nucleotides long. It is a transcript of the gene DNAJC6, whose product is annotated as DnaJ (Hsp40) homolog, subfamily C, member 6. The transcript has 19 exons. Gene Ontology annotation, cellular component: cytoplasm; vesicle; postsynaptic density. Gene Ontology annotation, biological process: dephosphorylation; synaptic vesicle uncoating; clathrin-dependent endocytosis. The coding region runs from base 151 to 3066 and encodes 971 amino acids. Gene Ontology annotation, molecular function: phosphatase activity; clathrin binding. NCBI's taxonomy places the organism in Eukaryota, Metazoa, Chordata, Mammalia, Afrosoricida, Chrysochloridae. The record is from RefSeq and is a predicted model, not a curated record.
GUGGCCGCUCCCUCUUUUCCCUCCUCUUUUGCGUCAUGUCGGGCACUUGAUUUCUUUUCUUUUUGUUUUUAAUUCUUCCUUCAUCCCUUUCCACCUCUCACCUUCCUCUUCCUCUCCCAGGUGAUUUGUUUUCACUCUCUGGGCUUGCCCAUGAGCCUCCUCGGGAGCUACCGGAAAAAGACCAGCAACGAUGGUUAUGAAUCCUUGCAGCUGGUGGACAGUAACGGGGACUUAAGUGCGGGGAACGGCGGGGGUGGCGGCAAGCAGAGAGUGAAUGCCGGGGUGGCGGCGGCGUGGAGUCCCGCCCGGCAUCCUCCGGACCUCGCCAGCACCAUGGACAGCUCAGGUGCCUCGUCUCCAGACAUGGAGCCCAGCUAUGGAGGUGGUCUCUUUGACAUGGUGAAAGGAGGUGCAGGGCGACUCUUUAGUAAUCUGAAGGACAACUUAAAAGACACCCUCAAAGACACAUCUUCUAGGGUCAUACAGUCUGUUGCCAGCUAUACGAAGGGAGAUUUAGACUUCACAUAUGUUACCUCAAGAAUUAUUGUGAUGUCCUUUCCUCUGGACAACGUUGACAUAGGCUUCAGGAAUCAGGUUGAUGACAUUAGAAGCUUUUUGGAUUCCAGACAUCUUGACCACUACACAGUGUACAAUCUGUCACCCAAGUCUUACCGAACUGCCAAGUUUCACAGCAGGGUCUCAGAAUGCAGUUGGCCCAUUAGGCAGGCACCCAGUUUGCACAACCUCUUUGCUGUGUGUCGGAAUAUGUAUAACUGGCUACUACAGAAUCCCAAAAAUGUCUGUGUCGUACACUGCUUGGAUGGACGGGCGGCAUCGUCAAUUCUGGUUGGUGCUAUGUUCAUUUUCUGUAAUCUCUACUCUUCUCCUGGCCCAGCUGUUCGGUUGCUGUAUGCAAAAAGACCAGGGAUUGGACUUUCACCAUCACACAGGAGAUAUCUGGGCUACAUGUGUGACCUACUAGCGGACAAACCCUACCGCCCUCAUUUCAAGCCACUGACGAUUAAGUCAAUCACUGUCAGUCCAAUCCCCUUUUUUAACAAGCAGAGAAAUGGAUGUCGCCCUUACUGUGAUGUGUUGAUCGGAGAAACCAAAAUAUAUACAACCUGCACAGAUUUUGAACGAAUGAAAGAAUAUCGUGUCCAAGAUGGAAAAAUCUUCAUUCCUCUAAACAUCACUGUGCAAGGAGAUGUGAUUGUUUCCAUGUACCACUUGAGGUCAACCAUUGGGAGCCGGCUGCAGGCUAAGGUGACCAAUACACAGAUAUUCCAGCUUCAGUUUCAUACUGGAUUCAUACCAUUGGACACAACCGUUUUAAAGUUCACUAAACCGGAGUUGGAUGCAUGUGAUGUACCAGAAAAAUAUCCUCAGCUAUUUCAGGUGACACUGGAUGUAGAACUGCAGCCCCAGGACAAAGUGAUUGACUUAACCCCACCCUGGGAACAUUACUGCACAAAAGACAUCAAUCCCAGCAUCCUCUUCUCUUCUCAUCAAGAGCAGCAGGACACUCUGGCCUUAGGAGGACAAACUCAAGCCGACAUCCCUCCAGAGAACCCCAGACAUGCUGGGCAAAGUGGCUUCUUUUCCUCACUCUGCUGGCAAGAUCAGAAAUCAGAGAAGUCGUUCUGUGAGGAGGACCACGCUGCCCUAGUGAAUCAGGAAAGUGAGCAGUCGGAUGAUGAACUUCUGACCCUUUCUAGUCCACAUGGCAAUGCCGAUGGUGACAAACAUCAUGGCACCAAGAAGUCCAGCAAAAAACCACAGGAGGCAGCUGCACCUCCACCCCCUGAAGACGUGGACCUUCUGGGCCUAGAGGGGUCUGCAGUGAGUAAGACCUUCUCUCCCCCGGCGGCUCCUCCCACCAAUUCUGAACUGCUGAGUGACCUGUUUGGGGGUACAGGCAUGGCUGGUCCUACACAGGCGGCACAGUCAGGGAUGGACAAUGUGUUUCAUCCAAGUGGACCUACAUCUACCCAGUCGACACCACGCCGGUCUGCUGCCUCCGCCUCCGCAUCGCCAACCCUAAGAGUGGGAGAAGGCGCCUCCUUUGAUCCAUUUGGAGCACCUUCAAAACCAUCAGGCCAAGAUUUGCUGGGUUCUUUUCUGAACACAUCUGGUGUAUCCAGUGACCCCUUUCUUCAGCCUACAAGAAGUCCAUCACCUACGGUGCAUGCUUCUAGUACACCUGCUGUGAACAUUCAGCCAGAUGUUUCAGGAGGCUGGGACUGGCAUGCUAAACCAGGAGGUUUUGGAAUGGGAAGCAAGUCAGCUGCCACCAGCCCAACAGGCUCUUCACAUGGCACGCCCACCCAUCAAAAUAAACCCCAGACUCUGGAUCCUUUUGCCGACCUUGGGGCACUUGGUAGUUCUUCAUUUGCUAGCAAACCCACCACACCGACUGGAUUGGGUGGAGGAUUUCCGCCUCUCAGCUCACCACAGAAGGUGUCUCCCCAGCCUAUGGGUGGAGGGUGGUCCCAGGGUGGGGGCUACAACUGGCAGCAAUCACAGUCCAAGCAACAGCCCAGCAUGCCCCACUCGUCACCACAGAACCGACCCAACUACAACGUGAGCUUCACAGCCAUGCCUGGUGGCCAGAGUGAACGUGGGAAAGGACCCACUAAUUUGGAAGGGAAACAAAAAGCAGCGGACUUUGAAGACCUCCUCUCUGGCCAAGGCUUCAAUGCACACAAAGAUAAAAAGGGACCUCGAACAAUAGCUGAGAUGAGAAAGGAGGAAAUGGCUAAGGAAAUGGAUCCUGAAAAACUAAAGAUUCUAGAAUGGAUAGAAGGCAAAGAAAGAAAUAUCAGAGCACUUCUUUCUACUCUGCACACUGUGCUGUGGGCUGGAGAGACCAAGUGGAAACCAGUAGGCAUGGCAGACCUGGUAACACCGGAGCAGGUGAAGAAGGUGUAUCGGAAGGCUGUCCUGGUGGUGCACCCAGAUAAAGCUACUGGACAACCCUACGAACAAUAUGCAAAGAUGAUUUUCAUGGAACUAAAUGAUGCCUGGUCUGAAUUUGAAAAUCAAGGCCAAAAGGCCUUGUAUUAAUUAAUGAGCUUUCCCAUCUCUGCUGCAGACCUGUGCUAUGCUUAGUGUGUAUCAAUAUCCUGAGUAUUCACAGAUGAACCAAAAAUUCCAAUAACAAGUUUUCCAGUACUAAACUGUUCAAUUACUCGUGAAUUAAUUCCUCGUCUAAGGAAUGUGGAUGCUUGGUUUCUGGAAGUCCCCAGCAUACAUUGUUGAGAACAAGAGAGGAACUCUUAGUCAGAGUUCCUGCCCUCUGGGGGAGCCUGUUCAGAAUUUUGCCUGGGAGAAACGGAAAUAGAGGCCCCAAAGGCUCCCAACACCCAUCUCAUUUGAGAAUAGGAUUAAAUGAGCAAAAGUUAAGAUAAUAGAUGGUUUUAAAUAAUGGUUUUUAAAUUUUCUUGAAAAGAUGUAAUUUGAGCAACAGCUUUACACAGACUGGAGGAACACAACCAGCAGUUUUUGGGUUUUUUUCUUCUGUUUUUUAAAUGGAAAUUUACUAUGACCUUUAGCAUACUGUAUACUUCUUUUGGUCUGGAAGACUAACAGAUGUAACAGAACCUGAAUGGUGGUAAGUGAUUAUGCUACAGUCCAUUGAUUACCACUGACUGUUCCUAGGUAAGCAGAAAGAUUAGUAAAAAUGCUGCCUAAAGAAAAUAGGGGCUC